CUAUGGAAUAGAGUUGAAGGCAUCGAUGCAAAUGUGGAGCACAAGAAGUCUGGACUCAAUAUACAGUGUAAAAGAGAGUCGGCGCUCGCCAUCGACAGCCCAUUCACCACAACACUCAUGAGUGAGCCAUCGAUGGAAGUGCUCUCCAAUAGUGAUUACGUUGUCUUAAAGCAAAACCAGUACAGUCUGUGGUGUUCGCGAAGUGUCACUCAAACGGAACCGCUAUUUAAGCCAAUUAUCGUGAACGACAGCACAUCGUACGAGUCGUUUGAAUGUCACGGUCUGAUCCAUGGGCUGAUCGGUAUCUUCCAAACGGACAAACUCCUGCUCAUCAAAGAGUGUCAAUCCAUCGGCUCUUUGCCAUCCGAUGACAAUGUAUUCAAAAUACAAAGGAUUGUUAUCAUUGGCCUGUCGUCCGGCGAACCCAUCGGCGACCUCUCAUUAUCAGAUAUUUGA
This is a messenger RNA of Oppiella nova, 456 nucleotides long. NCBI's taxonomy places the organism in Eukaryota, Metazoa, Arthropoda, Arachnida, Sarcoptiformes, Oppiidae. The record is from the annotation of a GenBank genome assembly.